CAUUUUAGUGUACUUUAUCGCCUAAUUUUGGAGGAAUAUAACGUACAAGAAACGAAUCAACAAAACAAAUGUUGAAAUGCAGGUAGUUUACGUGGUUUUCACUCCAGCACUCAUGUUUGCAAGUCUUGUCAAGACUGUAACGUUGACAUCGAGUUGGGUGGCUUGCCCGAGAGCCAAUCCUGGAACUUGGUUCAUUGAGCUGAUGGAUGGAAGUCUUCAAAAUCCCGAUGGAUGGAAGACUCAAGCAAAUCACCCAACAAGAUAUGAAGAGAUCACAGAAUAUAAUAAUUUUAUUUAUAGAUUGAAGAGGGGAAGUGGCAGAGCAUGCUUUCGCACUGAAACACCUAGCAUGCUGUUGUUAUUGCAGCUAGGGGGGUUUUACAUAUGGACAUACACUUUUCACUUGGUAAAGAGUUCAUCCAUUAAGUUUAAGGCACUAAGAGUCGUGGAAGAGGAGGCUGCAAGGGAUCCAAACGACGACUUAGAAGCUGAUGUAAAAGCCCAUCUUCUCAAUGGAGAGAGUGAAGGGUAUGAUGCAGAAAGCCAUCCUGUAUCACCUAAGAAGGAAAGCAAGCCCCUUUGGAGGAAGAUAAUCGAGUUUCUACACCUAAUAUUAGAGGAACUAAUGGCACCUCCUAGCGUUGGUAUACUGAGUCUCUCUUCUAUCUAUAAACAUAAACUUUUACAGACUUUGUAUGGUGAAAUAGCAAUUCCUAGGAUUGGUUUGUACAUCCAAAGUCCAGACAGGACUAACAAUAACCAUUGUAAUAACAACUACGGAAUUAUUGGACUCAUUUUUGGAGCUACUACUUGGUUGAGGGGCCUUGUUAUAGGGGAUGGAGCUCCACUUCAAGUGAUACAAGAUUCCCUCAAAUUGCUUGGGGAUGGAACAAUACCUUCUAUCACCCUUAUACUAGGUGGAAACCUAAUACAAGGAUUAAGAUCAUCAAAAGUAAAGCCAACUGUGAUAAUUGGGAUUCUAUUUGUCAAAUACUUGCUGCUUCCUGUGAUUGGAAUUGGAGUAGUAAAAGCUGCUGAUACUUUUGGCUUCCUCCCACCAGACCCUUUAUAUCGCUUCGUGUUGAUGCUUCAGUUCGUAUUGCCUUCGGCCAUGAGUACCAUGGCACAAUUAUAUGAUGUGGGACAAGAAGAGUGCUCAGUUAUAUUUCUUUGGACAUAUCUUUUUGCAGCACUUGCACUUACUCUCUGGUCCACAGUAUUUAUGUGGAUUCUAUCCUGAACAAAGAAUUAUAAGGGCAAACAAGCAAAAUAUUAUGAC
Chenopodium quinoa (quinoa) is the source of this 1279-nucleotide messenger RNA. Its product is annotated as protein PIN-LIKES 5-like. NCBI's taxonomy places the organism in Eukaryota, Viridiplantae, Streptophyta, Magnoliopsida, Caryophyllales, Amaranthaceae. The record is from RefSeq and is a predicted model, not a curated record. Bases 77 to 1240 code for a protein of 387 amino acids. The transcript is spliced from 9 exons. Gene Ontology annotation, cellular component: membrane. Gene Ontology annotation, biological process: endoplasmic reticulum to cytosol auxin transport.